CUUUGUGCACAAUUUUAGCCAUGGAACAGUACAAGCACGAUUUCAUCAAGCUGGCGCUCGAGUACGGCGUGCUCAAGUUUGGUCGCUUUGAGCUCAAGUCUGGCCGCAUCAGCCCGUACUUUUUCAAUGCUGGCCUGUUCAACACGGCCAAGGCACUCGCGCAGUUGGGCCGCGUGUACGCCUCCGCCAUUGCCGACGCACAAAAGCGCGACGGCCUCCAGUUUGACGUGCUGUUCGGCCCGGCAUACAAGGGCAUCCCGCUGGCUGCGACCACCGCCGUUGCCCUGGUCGAGCACCACGACCAAGACACGCGCUUCUCCUUCAACCGGAAAGAGAAGAAGGACCACGGCGAGGGCGGCGUCAUUGUGGGCAGCCCGCUGGUCGGCCGCAUUCUCGUUGUCGACGACGUGAUUACCGCCGGCACGGCCAUCCGCGAGUCGGUCGACAUUAUCAAGCACGCAGGAGCCUCGUUUGUCGGAGUUGUCAUUGCGCUUGACCGCCAAGAGCGCGGCAAGGGCGAGCUGUCCGCCAUCCAGGAAGUCCAGAACGAGUUUGGCGUCAAGGUGGUCAGCGUCGUCACCCUGGGCGACCUGAUUGACUUCCUCAAGGCACAACAAGCAAGCGGCAACGGCGUUGCGUACGAGGGACUCACCCCCGAGACACUCGCGGCCGUCGAGGCGUACCGUGCCGAGUACGGCGUGAAGCUUUGAAAAGCUUUUGAGAUAUUUUUUUGUUUGUUUUCGAGCCUUUUUGUUGCGUUUCCAAUAUAAUCCUAUACAUCUAUUUCAACG
Capsaspora owczarzaki ATCC 30864 is the source of this 791-nucleotide messenger RNA. Its product is annotated as orotate phosphoribosyltransferase. Gene Ontology annotation, biological process: pyrimidine nucleotide biosynthetic process; pyrimidine ribonucleoside biosynthetic process; 'de novo' pyrimidine nucleobase biosynthetic process. Gene Ontology annotation, cellular component: cytoplasm. Gene Ontology annotation, molecular function: orotate phosphoribosyltransferase activity. The transcript has 2 exons. The record is from RefSeq and is a predicted model, not a curated record. The coding region runs from base 21 to 710 and encodes 229 amino acids. NCBI's taxonomy places the organism in Eukaryota, Filasterea, Ministeriida, Capsasporidae.